AAUGAACUCGGUUUCGACAUGAUGCGGCAAACAGCAAAUUUGUGGGCUCGGAUAGCGACACAGAAGUCGCUACUCCGAGGGAAGAAUGUCUUGACGCUGGAACAUGUACGCCUUGGUAUCGGAGUGUGGAAUUGGCAAUGGCUGACGAUGAUAAAAAGNUUCAUGCAAAAGAAGAAGGCGCUCAGUCUCUGGCGCGAGAUCAUGCGAGCCAUCACCAGUACANNAAUCCCUGGGUCACCGACGAAGAGAGAGAUGCGCGACUAUGCGCGCACCGAGUUCGAGAGGCACCGAGACGUACAUGACAUUGGCCAUAUUCGUUAUCUCAUCUCGACAGGCCGCACUCAGUUUGAUGGCAUGAAGCGAUACAUCAACGAACAGGGUGGUAACGCCGCUUCGGACUCCACCCCCAGCGCAAACUCUGGUGAUGUUGUCACCGUCUUCCACGACCCCGAGAACUUCAACGUCAAGCACCCUCUUGCUCACACCUGGACCCUGUGGUUCACUAAGCCCCCGAGUGGAAAGCAAGACUGGAACGAGCUCUUGAAGGAGGUCAUCAGCUUCAACAGUGUUGAGGAGUUCUGGGGCAUCUACCUCGCCCCCAAGUCCGACUACCACCUCUUCAAGCAGGGCGUCCGCCCCGAGUGGGAAGACCCCCAGAACAAGCACGGUGGCCGCUGGUCCUACACCUUCAAGCAGCGCCAGGCCAACGACGAGAUCUGGCUGCACGUCCUGCUCGCCGCCAUUGGUGAGCAGCUCGAGGAUGACAACGACAACGAGGUCAUGGGUGUCGUCAUCAACAUCCGCAAGGCCUUCUACCGUAUCGGCCUCUGGACUCGCAGCGCCGGCACCAAGGCCAACCCCACCAAGCAGGGCCAGCCCCAGCGCACNCCCCAGGAGUCGCAGGCCAUCCUCAUGAAGAUCGGCGGCCGCUUCAAGGAUGUUCUCCAAGUCACCGAUAAGGAGCCCGUCGAGUUCAUGGGUCACUCCGACUCUGCCAACGCCGGCUCCACCCGUGCUAAGGCCAAGUACCAGGUCUAA
Molecule: messenger RNA, 1038 nt
Organism: Aureobasidium vineae
Lineage: Eukaryota; Fungi; Ascomycota; Dothideomycetes; Dothideales; Saccotheciaceae
Source: the annotation of a GenBank genome assembly